Messenger RNA from Eutrema salsugineum, 1733 nucleotides. RefSeq lists its product as uncharacterized. The record is from RefSeq and is a predicted model, not a curated record. Gene Ontology annotation, molecular function: zinc ion binding. NCBI's taxonomy places the organism in Eukaryota, Viridiplantae, Streptophyta, Magnoliopsida, Brassicales, Brassicaceae. Bases 129 to 1538 code for a protein of 469 amino acids. The transcript is spliced from 6 exons.
CCCCGAAGAGUUAUCCUUAAAAUUGUCUCUUUUUUUUUGUAAAUAAUUAAAAAAAGAUCGAUAAUUUGUUUUCCGGGGAUUCUUGCUUGUUUAACUAUACCGUUUCUGGAUUUUGUUUGAACUGGAAGAUGGAUGAUGAUAAAGAUAAAACUCGCGAAGUAAUAGAACAUGGGUCCCGCGAAGAUAUUUCUCCAGCCCGAAUGGAUGGGGUUUCUAUUGAGAUUACAGAAACGUUAUCACCGAGCCAACAGGACAGAUGGCGAGGCCUUGUGUUAGAUAUAGAAUCAAGAGAACACGAAAAAACUCAUGGUGAUUUCUUGAGAGCAAAUGGAUCAUUGACUCCUAGUCCUGUUUCUAGAAGGUUCAAGUUCUCUCCAAUGUCAAGCCCUAGAAUCGGGAGACGUGUUGGAUCCUCCUCGUCAAGAAACAGGACUAACCUGAAAAAUCUCUUAAACUUGAGAAACCGGAACAACAACAAUGCAGAUACUGAGGAAGGGGUGUCUUUGGCGUUUGAUGGCAGAGAUAAUAAUAAGUCUCUCAUUCCAAGAACAUGGUCUCUCACUAAUCUCUUAACUCCUAGAAAAUCUAAGAAGGCAGAGUCUUUGCCGGUAACCCCUAUAGCUCACUCAAAUCCUGAGUCCAUGCACGGGAGCUAUGCGGUUGAUCAAGUUACUUUCAUGAAUAGAGAGCAUGCACUGCCUAUUCCCCGUUCACGCUCCGUCCCAACGCUCAUCGACAAAGAUGGAAGUGUAAAGCCGUUAGGGGUUCUCCGUGUGAUUCCCACUCCAUCUCGUGGGGAUACUCAAAGUCUAGAGAUGAUGCAGGCAUCAAAAAUGAGUAAACUCAAUGAUGACGAGGAUGAUGGCGGAGAAGAUGUUCCUGAAGAAGAAGCUGUGUGUAGAAUCUGUAUGGUUGAGUUAGGAGAGGAUUCAGAAGCUUUCAAGAUGGAAUGUAUGUGCAAAGGGGAAUUAGCUCUUGCCCACAAAACGUGCACCAUUAAAUGGUUCACCAUUAAAGGGAACAUAACAUGUGAUGUGUGCAAACAAGAGGUGAAAAAUCUCCCCGUGACUCUUCUCCGCGUGCAGGAUUCUCAGGACCGGUCUAGAGCAGCUGAACAUAUCGAGGUUUCACAGUUCAACGAAUGGCAAGAUGUGCCAAUCCUUGUCAUUGUAAGCAUGCUGGCAUACUUUUGUUUCCUCGAGCAGCUUCUUGUUAUGGAAAUGAAAUCAAGCGCCGUUGCAAUAGCUUUACCGUUCUCUUGCAUUAUCGGACUUCUUGCAUCGAUGACAUCAACAACAAUGGUGAAGAAGAACUAUGUGUGGAUCUUCGCAACCAUUCAGUUCGGUUUCGUGGUCCUUUUCGCUCAUCUCUUCUACUCAUUUGUUAAGCAGCCGGUUAUGUGCAUUGUGUUAGCCACUAUGAUCGGAUUUGGACUCACCAUGUCCGGCACAACAGCGAUUAACGAGUAUAUGAAAUGGAGGAGAGACCAUUCUCACCAGCCAGCCGAGCCAGCACCGUCUCAGACAGCAGCAGUAUAACGCAGUUGACUGAAGCUAGAGUCCCUCAAGAGUUGAACCUUCCGGUUCCGGAUUGAGUUUUUGGUUUAGCUGAAUAGAUUUGUCUCUGUUGUUUGAGUUGUAAAAGCAGCACAUUGUAUUUGGUGUCAAGAAGAAACAAAACAAAAAUUAGGCUACAUUAUUAGUUCCCUUUAUAUUUAAUCAAAUUUUCCUCUC